AUGACUCAGACUCCGGAUUCUAUCUCUGUGUCCCCGGGACAGACAAUCACCAUCACAUGUACAUCCAGUACAAGCCUAACUGAUAGCAGCUACAGCUACCUAGCCUGGUACCAACAGAAGCCCCAACAACCUCCAAAGCUUCUUAUCUAUGAUGCCAGCACUCGGCAAUCCAACCGACACACAGGAGUCCCAGACCGGUUCACUGGCAGGAGUGAUGGAUCUCCUUACACUCGUUACACUCUGACAAUUACUGCUGUGACUGAAGAUGAUGAAGGAGGAUAUCUCUGUCAGCAGUAUAACAGCUGGUCUCACAGUGAUACAGAGCCGUACAAAAACCUCCUUCCUCUUUUAUGA
Staurois parvus is the source of this 354-nucleotide messenger RNA. The record is from the annotation of a GenBank genome assembly. NCBI's taxonomy places the organism in Eukaryota, Metazoa, Chordata, Amphibia, Anura, Ranidae.